CUUUAUUCUUUGAUCAAUAAUAUCCUACUAUUAUCAUUAACUAUAAAUUACAGAUAUUGCAAGUAUUUUGUUAUUAACAAACUACAUCUAUGGAAAUUGUGCAUGUUCAAGUGGAAAACUAUAGUUGCUUUUUGAAUUAAUAUACAAAUAUAAUUAUAAUAUUAUUUUCAACGAUAGUUAAAAGUUGAAAAAGUAUUCCUAUCAUGGUCUCUUUAAUGACGUCGCUGUGUAAAAACUACAAGACUCAAAAUUUAAAGCAGUUAAAAGCUCUCUUUAGCUAUCCUAAGUUGUUGUUAAUUGAAAAUGAUUCAAUUGUUCGGACUAUAGACUUGCAAAGUAAAGAGACUGAACAAUAUGACAUCGAAAUGUAUACUUCUGUUUAUAACAACGAAAUAGUAGACAGAACUCUACAAAAAAAAUAUCUCUGGAUCAUUCUUAGAUCUGGAGAAAUUAACGUACUAAAUCUGAAUACUGGUUCUGUUCUCAAACUUAUUAUUGACAACUUAACUUCCAUGCCUCUGUAUUUUAAAACAGAUAGCUUUGAAAAUAUAUAUUUGAUUAGCAAGAAUGGAGACUGCUUUUUAUCUCCCUAUACAUCAAUUGAACUAGAAGAUAUGUUUGCACAAAAAACAGAACAAGUUACUGUAACCUUGAAGAAAGCCUCUGUGAGUAAUUCUACAUUGAAAAUAAAUGAUUUUACUUCGAAUGCAGCUUUCAAUGGACUUCAUAUGAAAAUUAAAAAUGAUAAUAUUGUUUUGAGAUGUCCUGUAACUGGGCUGCAUGAAAUCAUAUCAUCAAAUGUGAUGAUGAAAUAUAUUGUAGAAUGGGAAAAUGUUACAGUUCUGUCAAAUGAGGUACACCUAUGGGUGGUGGAUUUAAUGGAUGGCAAAAUUCUUCAUAAGUUUGAUGAUGUUAUGGAAAAAUAUUACCCUAUAGGGUCGCAUAACAACAUUCUGUAUUAUAUUACAUGGGAUGAGAACAAGGUUGAUGUUUGCUGUGGAUGGAAUCCCACUAUGUCUUUGGAAAAAUCUGAAAAUAGUUGCUGUUUAAAUAAUUCAUUUUAUAAUGUGUCAUCACAAGAAGCUCUUAAACUACAAACUAAGUCUUUAAUUGAAACACUAAUAUCUCAACCUGAGCACAAUCAGGUAUUUGAACAAGUGCAACAAUUGUUUGAAAAAAUUAAUGACCUUCCCUUUUUAGCGGAAGCUGCAUCAAAAAUUUGUCAACAUAACAUAAUUUAUAAGUCAGUUUUAUAUCCUCUUCAAAACCGUAUAUAUACAUCGGGCAAUUGCGAUCUAAUUAUUUUUAUGGCCGAUUUAAUUGUAAAAAUUGAUUUAUUAGAGUACCUACAAUUUCGAAACAGUAAUGAUUAUGAACAAGUAAAUUUUUUUGAUAAAAGUUUUAAACAGCUUUGUAUACUGUUUCUAACUAAAUCUGAUUUGGACUUGGCUACAAUUUGUUGGUUGAAGUACUCUGAAAUAAAGAUUACACUUAAUCAAGAGGACAUUGCAGAUAUUUUGUACUCUAUUCCAUACAAUAUUAAAAUGGGUGCUCUUAUCAUAUGGCUAAAAAACUUCGUACCUACACUCUUAGAUGAAAACCCUUUCUUUAUUGAUUUAAUUGUUAAGUGGACAAUUAAUCGAGUAUUUGAAUUAGAGCAGUCUGGAUAUUGGCCAAAAAUAGGAAUUAAAUUCAUUGAGGAAAUAACAAGUGUUUUAGAGUUAUCACUUAAAACAGUGUCAAUUAGACCUAUAUCUAUGGAUGAUAUAGAUACACUGAAAGGUCGAAUCUCAUACAUCCUUGAAUUAAAAGAGAAAUACAAAAUAAACAUGUUAUUGAGUGAACUUAGUUCUCUAAAUCCUAAUGAAGUCGCCCUUAUUAUGUUGCAUCGUUGCUAUACUGAAGAUUUAGAGAUCUUUCUGCAGGAUUAUUUGCCAUGUUAUGCUACAAGACAUCUUUUUGAUAUGGAUGAUACACUUCAAACAUUCAUAGAAAAUGAAGCAACUUCUGGUGGAGGGAGUGUUGAUGGUUGUCGUUUAAAAAUUCUGCUCAAUUCUUUUCGUUUAACUACAACUAAAUUAGAAUGCCUCUUACAAGUCCUAAGGUUACUGGAUGUACCAUGGAAUGCCAUAAUUAUUGAUUUAGCCAUCACUGCAGCUGCAUCAGCUACAAAAGAUUUUACGGUGACUGAUACAGAUCGUUCAUUAGCAUAUGAAAUACAGAAAGAACUUAACUAUGCUAAUGUUAAAGUCAUUUUAAAAAAAUAUAAUUUUCCAUUAACAUGUACUGAUUAUGUAUUGGUUCUUCAUAAAAUAAUGAAUUCACAAAUAGUUAAUUUGCAUGAUCUAAAGGUUGUUACAACAAAUUUGACGACAUGUAAGAAUUACGGUCAUAUAUCGUAUAUUUCAAGAUGUCUUCAAGAUUGUGACGCUAGAAUGGCAUUGGACUAUUUUAAAAAAUUAUCAACUUCUGACAAAAAAAUCUUGUUAAAAUCUGUCAUGUCUAAAUAUGAACAAAUAAUUAAUAAGAAAAUGAAUACAAUUAUCGAAAAGAAUUAUUUGGACUUUCUUAAGGGAACUCAAAUGUUGAAUUUCAGUCAAAUAAAAAAUAUUGAAACAUUGUAUUACCUAAAAAAAAUAUAUAAAAUAUCUUUAAAUUUGAAUAAAUUAUAUGUUGAGAAUUGUUGCAUUAAAGAAACAAAUUCAUGGUUUAUUAAAUAUGGAGAAACCACCACUUCAGGACAAUGUGGUUGCUUAACGCAAUUAAUAUAUACUAAUCAAUCACACUAUUCCAUGCUGAUGGGACAAUUACGCAAAAUUUCCACACCAAACCACUCAGCACGAAAGUUUGUUGAGAGUCUUCUUAAUACAUUCUUUAAAUGCAAUGAUAAUAAUUUGUUCUUUGCAACUUUUGUUUCGCUAUUAUCUGAUUUUAAGGAUGGCGACAAUUCUUUACUCUUACUUGAUGCAAAUGAAAUAUUGAUAGAAUUAUUAAUCAACUGUGCUGAAGAAAAUUUGCACUGUAUUGCUGAAAAAUAUUCCAUUAUAAAUGCAUUAAUAAAUGCCAAUAUUAUUCAAAGAAAUCUAUCUAUUGUCUGGAAGUUCCAUUAUAUAUUUUUACCUAUGUCAUCAGUUGCCGGUGUUAAUGAUUUAAUAAACUUUUAUAAGUUACUAACUCCUAAACAUACUGAUAUAAUAUCUCAUUCUUCUGAAAGGUGUGAUUUUAUACCAUUUACUAUGAUGUCGAGUAUUAUGGUAAAUGCAGUACAUUCGGGUCAACCGUUAUGUAAUUAUUACUUUGAAAAAAGGGACAAGAUAGCACAAAAAAAUUUAAUUAAAAUUUUGAGUUCUAAAAACUAUGAUGAAGUUCUAUUAACAGCUUUAUUGGUUAUUUUGAGCAAGUACAAAGAAAUAAAAAAUCAAAGAAUGUGGAUUUUAGAAAUCUUGCAAGGACAAAAUGAGUCUUUGUCUCCUGCUGUUACGAAUUAUCUUAUGAUGCCUUUAAUACGACGUGCAUUUCUAUUUGAUUCUAGUUUGAGUGGAAACUCAAUAUCCUGUUCACCUCAAUACAUGUUAAAAAGUAAAUUUAAUAUCAACUUGGCUGAAUUUGCUCUUCCUGAUAGUAAUGAAGAAACGUGGGAUGUUAAGGUUAUAUUAUUUCAUGUGCUAAGAGAAAAUCCAGAUACUUGUUAUAGCAGGCUUUUUGAUUUGUGCCGAACAUUGAAUUUAUCUGUAGAUGAUGGAUUAUCUUUACAAUUGAUAGCUCUUCUCACAACUUGGGAAUUAAAGUAUAAGGUAAUUAACGAUGAUUUAGAUUGUCCCCAUUUACAUUUUGACAACAAUCAAAAGGAAAUAACUACUAAAUGUUCAGUGAUAUGGGAAAAUAUUGAUCAUAAAGACUUUUUAAGAGAUAUUUUAAAUGAUUUUUGGAAAAAUGGUGAAGUUACUAUACAUGGCAGAUUGAUUUCUAUAAAUCCUUAUUAUUACGAAAUAUACAUUUGUAUAUACUACUUGAUAUUUGGUUCAUCAAUGGAAUUACGAAAUAAACGAGAAUACUUUUUACUUAACUUUCUAAAAGGUUAUAGAAGAUCAAGUGCACCCAAACAAUAUGAAUUUGAAUUAUUUUCUGUAAAAGGUAUAUUUCCGCAAAUCGGUUACUAUCGCCUACCAUUUCAUUUAUUUCUGCGUGACGAUAUGUGGUCUAAUUUAAAAUCCGAAAUUACGCUUGAAACAUAUGAACGGUGGAUACCUAAUGUCGGAUUGUUGUCGCUUGAUCCUGACUUUCAAAUUGCGAAAGAUAUGAUAUGCAGCAAUGCUUUGAAACAAACCAUGACUACAAGAAAAUCUGAUGAUGUCACUAAUAUCCAUACAAAAGAGAGUGAACCAUGGCGGCUUUCUAGUCGACAAGAACCAUUACUUCGUGCUGCACAUCGAUGUGUAAGUCAUAUUGCUAAUAUGGAAUGGGCUGGUGCCUGUCUUUUUUAUGUUCUUCAGGGCUGUGCUCGUGGUGCCGACCAGGUAGCGGCAGCUCAAUUAUGUUAUCAAUUUGCUGAAAAAUGGGCAGCAUUACAGCCAGGUGUUAGGGCAGUUCGACAAAUGGAACGCUUGCAUUCUACUUUAUCAACCCGUCAUGCUUUACAUAAAAUAGAAUGGAAUUGUGAUGAAUUUGUUCGUCUUUCGACAGAACCCGCUCAACUCAUUCGUGCUAUGUAUUUGCAUCCUAAUUUUGUUGAAAAAAUGAGCCGACAUGAUGUUAAUCGAGCAGCAAAUGAAAUCGCAGAUAAAAAUGCUAUUAAUAUUAGUUCAAUUAGAAUUCAAAUUUUAGAAAAUAUUCUCGAGAAGUCGAAUAAUGAAAAUAAACAUAAACUAUUUUUAGGCUUGAAUACUAAAGAAUUAAUGACUGCAAAAUAUAUAUUAAAAGCCACUUGCCCAAAAAUGGGGGCCAUCUAUUUAUCUCGAAUUGCAUUUGAUGAUGAAAGUGAUUUUAAUAAAUGUAAAAAACUUCGAGCACUACAAUGUUUAAUGAGUGUAAUAGACACUGACGCUGCUGUAAAAGUAACAAAUAGAGACCGCGAUUCUUUGUGGUCAUCGCUUUUAGAAUUAAUAAGCAUAGUCAAUUUAGAGAAUAUUGAUAUGCCUUGGGUUAUCGCCACAUUUAUGCAAGACAAAAUAAGUGCAUUGGAUCAAUUAUUACAAUCGUCAGGGAUUAAUGUUGAGGCUUUAAAAAUAGCAUCAGAUAUCGCUCGUCGAUUUGGCAACAAACAGACUAUUCGUAAUAUUGUACCAUUUAUGUUACGUGCUGGUUUAUAUGAAGAAAUGAUACCUUUAUUACUUAAAGUAUCGUCACCACUUAACGAUAUAUUGUGUACUGCUUGGCGUGCAGUCAUAUUAUCUCCAUUUCAACGUGCUGAUUAUCCGAUUACAGAAAAUCAAAAGAGAAAAUGUCUAAAUGCUAUAAAUUUAUUACCGGUUUGUCCAGUGAUUAAAGACGAAGAUUUGAAAGAAAUUUGGAAAAAUUGUAUAAGAUGCAAGUGUUUUGGCAUAGGUUGUCUUGUUUUACCAUACAUGACUUUCGAGAUGAGACAAACGUUACCGGAAUUGAAAAAAAUCGAUAAAAGAAAUCUCAUAGUCAGUCUCAAAAACCUACAUGCUGAAACAUUUCUUGUGUCUGGUGCUAUGUUUGUUAUUGAAAGUAUGGGAUCUAAAGUUUGCCGAUAGUUUAAUUAGAAGUUCAUUC
This is a messenger RNA of Achroia grisella, 5736 nucleotides long. RefSeq lists its product as uncharacterized. The record is from RefSeq and is a predicted model, not a curated record. Lineage: Eukaryota; Metazoa; Arthropoda; Insecta; Lepidoptera; Pyralidae. The transcript has 2 exons. Gene Ontology annotation, cellular component: cytoplasm; RZZ complex; kinetochore microtubule. Bases 204 to 5717 code for a protein of 1837 amino acids. Gene Ontology annotation, biological process: protein localization to kinetochore involved in kinetochore assembly; mitotic sister chromatid segregation; mitotic spindle assembly checkpoint signaling. Gene Ontology annotation, molecular function: small GTPase binding.